This is a messenger RNA of Helianthus annuus (common sunflower), 1294 nucleotides long. Its product is annotated as very-long-chain 3-oxoacyl-CoA reductase 1. The record is from RefSeq and is a predicted model, not a curated record. Lineage: Eukaryota; Viridiplantae; Streptophyta; Magnoliopsida; Asterales; Asteraceae. Gene Ontology annotation, molecular function: ketoreductase activity. Gene Ontology annotation, cellular component: endoplasmic reticulum. The transcript has 3 exons. The coding region runs from base 156 to 1118 and encodes 320 amino acids.
CGACAUGUUUGCCGGUCCACCUAAAGAUUUUAUUGUUCCAACCAACCUUACCCACCUGCCAAACCACUUCACCUCGUAUUUAUAACCCCCUGAUCUACAAAACCCACCUUCAAGAUCCAAUCUUUCCACCAUUUUCACAACUCAAACCCCCCAAAAUGGUCCUCACUUUCUUGCAAACCCUAAAAACCCAACCUUUAUACCUCAACUUCAUCCUUGCUUUAGGAAUCCUCUCAUUUCUACGAACUUUAACUUCAAUCUUGAAAUGGGUUUACGUCAAUUUCUUCAGACCUGCAAAGAAUCUGAAAAAGUACGGAUCUUGGGCACUUGUUACCGGUUCAACAGACGGUAUUGGUAAAGCUUUUGCUUUCGAAUUAGCCAAACAGGGUCUUAAUAUAAUCUUGGUGGGUCGAAACCCUAGUAAAUUAGAAACUGUUUCAACUGAGAUUAAGUCGAAAUUUGGGAAAACCCAGAUCAAAGAAGUGGUUUUUGAUCUUUCUGGUGAUUUGAAUGAAGGGAUCAAGAGGAUUAGUGAGGCAAUUGAUGGGUUAGAUGUUGGGAUUUUGAUAAAUAAUGCAGGGGUUUCGUAUCCUUAUGCUAGGUUUUUUCAUGAAGUGGAUGAUGAGUUGUUGACUAAUUUGAUUAAAGUCAACGUUGAGGGGACUACUAGAGUGACACAAGCUGUGUUGCCUGCUAUGGUGAAGAGGAAGAAAGGUGCUAUUGUUAAUAUUGGAUCUGGUGCUGCUAUUGUUAUUCCUUCUGAUCCUCUUUAUGCUGUCUAUGCUGCUACUAAAGCGUAUGUUGAUCAGUUUUCAAGGUGUCUUUAUGUUGAGUACAAGAAUAGUGGCAUUGAUGUGCAGUGUCAGGUCCCAUUAUACGUUGCAACGAAAAUGGCAUCAAUCAAGAGGUCAUCCUUUUUUGUACCAUCAGCAACAGGAUACGCAAAAGCAGGGUUGAGGUCGUUAGGGCACGAGCCGCGGUGCACACCUUACUGGCCCCAUUCACUCAUCUGGGGUUUACUUUACUCGUUACCGGAAUCUGUAAUUGACGCGUGGCGUUACAAUUUCUGUCUUAAAAUCAGAAAGAAGGGACAACUCAAGGAUUCUAGGAAGAAAGAGUGAGAUGAUGAUAUUUGUGCUCAGUUGGUUUUUUUUUUUUUUUCUGGAAUUUUAGCAACAAAUGCAGUUUAUGUGCAACUUUAGCUUGUAGAAUGAUGAUGAAGCUGUGAGUUAUGUUACUUUAUAUUUAAAUUAUUAUGUCUUUUCAAGUUAUUUGUGUGGAUUUACCUUUUUGGUUA